Messenger RNA from Porites evermanni, 32783 nucleotides. Lineage: Eukaryota; Metazoa; Cnidaria; Anthozoa; Scleractinia; Poritidae. The record is from the annotation of a GenBank genome assembly.
AUGAAGUGGGGAAUAUUGAUUUUGUUCCCUGGAGCCAUUAAUAUCGUACUUCAGGUUUGUUUUCUAUUUUUUUCUCGUAUCGAACUUGCUUUUAGCUUUUUUGCCGACAAAAGGGUUAAUUGAUUUGACGGUUUGUAACUUCACGUUUUGUUUUGCUCGUAGUGUUUCUUCACCGCUGCUAAAGCGUCUGUAAACUGUGAGUAUUUCAAUGAAAUAAGACCGUUGGGGACAAGCUUAAAACUAACAGUUGUCGCUUGAUCUAUUGUGAAAGAGUGAUGUACCCAUAUGCGCGACUUGAAUUGGAAAAUGUUCAUUAUUUAAAUUAAUGUGCCUACUGUUUUUAAGGCCACUCAAAUUUUAUGUUUAAUUCUUUAAAAAUCACAGGCACAUUAAGUUUCCUGUCCAGGUUACAUUUGCCAUGAUAAUGUAUCGGGAAUGAAGGAAGCCAUGGCCCUCAGGUUAUCGUUGUUGUCGGUCCCGUUUAUUAAAAAAAGGAAACAAACUCAACAUAGUGCUAAUAACUACAAAAUAGUAAUUGAAAUGAAACUUGAAAUGUCUGAUUAUCAUGAUAAUAAUUGGUUUUUAGGUUCCCGAAAAGUUUAUGAGCCAUUGGUCACCAUUUCUGGUGGUAAAAUCUAUCAAACGUUCCUUCAAGUUGGCUCUUGAACUUGAUUAGAAAUAAGCACAAUGACACAUGACUUAGAAAUUUCACCAUCUAUUCCCAUAUUUAAAAAUGAAGAGACAACACUAUAUAUCCAUUAAAAGUCAUGAUCGUCCCCUUCAGUAUUGCCAACAAAUGACCCCUAACUUCUUGAACUGUCCCGCCUUAGUGGGAAACAAAGAUAUUUCCAAAAAAUUCAAGUCGCAAAACUGGUUACAAUUAUGAGUAAAUCUAAAUAGACAUCACCGGCACAGUAGUUAAAAUGUUAAAGACGCGAACCUCAAAAAAGGCUUUAUUGGUUUUCACAUAUCCAGCAUCUCUUUAGAAAAUAUGUUUCAUCGUAUGCAAAAUCCAGGAUGCAAAUUGUAUUAGUGCACUGAAUUCACCCAUGAUAUGAAACUAAAGAUUAUAAAACGCGAUAUAUUUUCACGAUUGUCCUUUAUGAACAUGCACAAAUGAAUUAUUGAGUAAAUCGGGCACUCUUAAUGCCAAAGUUAAAAUUAUAAUUUUUAUUUAAGGCAAUAGCUAUUGAUUUUUCCGUUGUGCACGAAAAUUUACGAAAAAGUUAUCCUCAGGGUCGGUGAAAGUGAUCACGGGAUUAUUUUAGUAGAGUUACCGAACGUUGUUCACUUUCAUUCCUGUUAAAACUUGCUGACUGUUUAUGGGUUUACAGAAGUAUUCCUUUAAGUUUACUAAAGAUAGAAAAAAGUGAGGUGAAGACAGGAAUGCCUUAUUUCAGAAGGUUAUUCGCCCUGGAGCCAAUUGAAUAUCGCGAUAUAAGUUUCCCCUUUAUUAUUAGCUAUCUUUUCGUCUGUUCUACCACUUGGACUUCAAUUUUAGAAUAAUAUAAGUUUAUGUUCUUCUCGUCAGACAAAAGAUAGCAGUUAUCUAACCAAAAAUUGUUUUUUGUAUUCCUUUUUAGCCGGUAAUCUCAUAAUAGGAAACGGUGAAGUCCUGGAGAUCAACACAACUGCACCAUCCAUAGUUAAUAACAACUGCCCCAGUUGUAAUUACAACGCAUCACAUGAAAAAAGAUCUUCCUCAAGCUCGCAUGGUGAACAUCUCGCUGCAGUGAUUAGGUUCAGUGGUAACAUUGAGUUCAGAAACGGUUCAACAGUCCAAGUAUUUGGAAAGUAUGGUCUAAGUAUAACAAGUCAGAAUGGACACAUCUUAAUAGAAACUGAUAUUAACAUGACGUGUACAAAGAAGGUGCUAAAUGAAACAUGUCUCGGUGGGUUCACUCAGUCAUCAGUAGCUGUGACAAGUGGGGAUAAUAAACUCUUACAUAAAGGUAAGAGAAGAUUCUUUCAUUUGCCUUUCUCACAUUUGCAUUUGGUUUGCUCUUGCUUUCACACUUACUUCCUGGGAGGUGGGUACAAGGUAUAAUAAAACGGUAUAAUUACGAACGGUAUAUCGCUGAGUCUCUUCAAUGUUUAACCGUCGGAGGUAGUUUCAUACUCAACGGUGAGGCAAAAUUGGUUUCCUUGGAUACUUAGUGUGAUAUAAUAGUUCAGAGGGAUUCAACGUUCUGAAAUGCUUAAAACAUUGGCUCGAACUCAUGCCACAUCUGAGGUCUGAAGUCAUACCAGCUGUGACCGAUUUAUUGCCACAAUUUGGUUAGCGAAACAGGGACAGGAGAAAUAGAAAUCCAUGCUACUAGGGAGGAUGUUUACAUCUAGUCAUUAAUCACUGCUUUGUUCAGGGAACAGGUCGUUUAUGGCUGGUCUUCACUCAUUCCUUGGCCAUUUGAGUAACAUUCAAUAGCAAGCUCCCAGCUUCUUUAGCCUUCCUUGUCACUUUAAAUUAUAUGCUUUUUUUUUUUUUAUAAUUAACACCUUUUUGUAACGUUUUAUUGUUACGUUUUGUGAGUGUCUUAAAAACAAAUAGAGGAAAUUCUAAAUAUGCUGAUCUUCGAACCUUAUACAGCCCAAUUAAAGCUCAUUUUUGCAAAGGCUAUGUUCUUACAACAGGUAAAUAUUGCUUUAUGAUCACAAACUUAGCGAGGAUAUUUCAAUUACUAAUUUUUUUUUUCUUUUAUAUCUGAUCAAAUUCUCGUAAUUGUAAGAAAAAGAUAUAAGUUGCGUCCUCAGUAUUACUCUCCCGAAUAGAAUGCUAGUCCAUCACUGGGAAGGGGCAGUCUGAUUAUUUCGUGUGGUACUUCUUUUUACAACUGUGUGGAGCCGGACAGAGUGAAAUACUAGUCAAUAAAAACCAUGCGCUGCUUGAAUUCCUUCCUCCAUUUCUAACGUCAGAUAAAAUUCAUUUUUCUUGUACUCUAACGACUGAAUAAGACUUUCUUGGUGAUGGUUAAGUUUUGUAAACAAGGGAUUUUUCAUGACUUUUAGUUUCUUUACAGGUCUUGGUCCUGGUGGCCUCAUUAUAAACACCGCGUCAUUUAUUUUGGACCAUGCUUGCAUACCUGGUUCUAGUCAUGGCGGAAUAGCACUGCGUCUGGGUAAUGCCCUAUAUUCAAAUUUGGUAUAUGAUCAAAAGGACAAAGUAUCACUAUUAGGCGGAAGCGGAGGUGAGACAAAUUAUUUAAUCACUUCCAAUAGCUUUGUGGCUCUGAUCUAAGUACUAAUGAGCGCUGGAAUGGAAAUUGGUUAAUAAGAAGAAUAAAAAAAGAAAAACUCUUGGCACACUACAAUUACUGUACCUUACGGCAUAUUUACUACGACAAAUCAGGCCUAUAUUAGAAGAAUUAACUGUGUUUUACCUACUUUUUACUAAAAUUCUGGAAAUUGUUGGUUGUAAAUAAACUAGUUAUGAUGUGAAAGAUUUCAACCCAGAAGUCAUUUCAUAAGUAGGAUAAGUAUGAUCGUCCGGGUGAACGUAAUCCUGAAUAGGACCGUUAUUUUUGUCAGUGACUGACGUUUCGACAACCUGUGCGGUAGUCAUCUUUAGAGUCAAAGUGAGUUGUAUCACGUCAGUUGAUGGUAGUAACCUCUGGUUAUUGAGGUGAUUUGUCAAUCAAGUCGCUAUCUUAUUGGUCUUCUAUCAGUUAAGUUGUGAUGUUAUUGGCCAUGAAGACUCGUAAUGUCAGUUAAAUGUCAGUUAAAUUGUCAGUUGUCCAGUCAUUCUCUCGUAGUUAGUUUUACUUGAGUGCGUCGAUAAGUCGUUUGUACUGUGCGGGUAUCUGACUUCUCUUCCGAGCAGCUGCUACAUGACUUAGUACAUCCCAUGAUCAAUGUUCUCCUACACAUUCGCAUUCUCAAAAUGUUCACAGGGACUUUCAGAGUGAAACGUGGUGGUCUAGCAUAUUACUCACUGUCGUUUUCAGUGUCGUUGUCGCUCGCGUGGAUGUCUUCGGCUUCACUGUCAUUCGCAGAAGCUAUCUGUUCUCCCUAUUCCUUUCUAUCCGAUGAAUUUUCCACCUUACCCUCUUUCUCAGGAGUAUUUUCUCCAUUUUGGUAGCGUUAUUAGAGACCUUAAGGUUCUAGGACGAGAACGACUACGAGCCGGUACGAGAUUUCACUUAAAGUGUUUCCCGUUUUCUCAAAUAAUAGACACUCCGGAUAGCCUCAUCGUACAUCUUUUUCACCCAAAAAAAGUUGGCACUGUUUUCUUUAUUAAAAGAGGUUAAGCUAUCUCCCCGCCGCAAAUAAUUCAACCUAUAACACUUUAUAACUUGUGUCCGCUAACACAACAUUCUCGCUAAAACUCGUAGUAAAAUGACGACUAUCACUUUUUCCCGCCAAAAUGACCCUAGUUCACGUGCCGGCACUAAUAGAUUUUUUUUACCGAUUCGGCGGUCAUAUUGGAUUAAUUGGAUAUAAGGAGUAUUAUGGGAUGCCCAGGGGGCAUGAGCACAAUCCGAUGUACUCGCAUCAGGAUUUGAGCGCGCUCUUCGGGCCAAUUUUUCUUUAAAUUUUCCUAGAAAGAUAUUAUUAUGGUAAAAAAGAUCUUUGUGCGGUGUUUGGAUAUAAUGAUGAUCGCGUUUUUCCCAAGAAAUAUACAUUAUACAUUAUUAGUAAAAUCCAGCUAGUGGUCUACUAUCAAUGCUGCGUUCUGAUUGGUUUUGACUUCUUCUAGGCUAUAUGUUAUAACCCAAAAGUACAUGUAGCAAUAAGCUCCGGCUUUAAAAACCAAAACAGUGGCGGCUGAAUCGUGUUUUGCUAGCUCAAGUUGUUUUGUCUCGAUAUUUUUGACCAACUAGUUGGAUUUUACUGAAACAAUUAUUCCUCUCGCCCAGCCUUCAGCCUCAUGGGCUAUUGACUCAGAGCCCAUUCGGGCUUGAGGAAUAACUGUUAAAAAGUUCUCUUUUUGCCCGAAAAGCGCUCGUAAAUACUGAGCGAGUGCCCCCUGAGCAUCCUAUAAUACUCCUUAAAUCUAAUAAAUUCAAUAUGUCCGCCGUAUGGGUAAAAAGGUGUAUUAGUAUUGAGGUAAUCUCGUCUUUGAAUCUAAAGGUCUCUAUCCUUUUUCUAUCAAAUCAAUUCUUUGUUAAUGACUAAGCCCUUAUCGACUCCUAACUCCGCAAGUCCAUCUAUGAACACAUUUAACGCACGAGGUUUGGUCACAUAAUCGUUAUGAGGAACUGGCGUUGAAGACACUCAACUAGCUCGGUAAUGUUUGUCACGGGAAUUACGCGUUUAAAAAAGCGUAAUGCAGGUGCAGAGCAGUUGUUUUUCUCACGAAACUAAUUGUUUUUUGACGUUGUUGUUGUCGUCUUCGUCGUUUCUGAAGGUUUCUAAUGUUAAAUCUGCCGACUCAGUUAACAUGUUUAAUAUAUAAAAAAGCGACUUUAUCAAACUACUUCUUUCCAAGCAAGAUCCGGAUUUGAAAACAGCAAGUUUUAUGAAAGAUUGGUAGAAUCCUUUGGCAAUAUCUAGCCGAUAUUUUGAAAACCAAACUAACAAAAUUCGCAGAAAUUUGAGUGAAAAGGAGUCAAGGCAGGUUUCUUAAGCCCGAGAAGCUCCAAAAUCACAGUAACGAAGGAAAAGGAGAGGAGAAAGAGAAAGAGCGAAGAGAAGGAAAAGAGGAGGAAAAAAAAAAGCAAUAGUUGCACUCUUAGUUUUUAUAAUAGCUUCUUUGGAGAUCUAUCCACCCGUCCUAACGCACCAUAGGGACACCAAUGUGAAAUGUCUAAUUUUCUAGCUAGUGUGGGAGCCUGUAACUUGUUUAGACAUCCAUAUUAUGGUCAAUUGACAGGUGUCAAAACGGUAUCUGCUGACCAGUGUCACAUGUAUCGCCAGCUCAAAUUACCAACUCAUGGAGGUAGCGUGUUUGUAGAAGUUUUCCGCUCACCAGUUGUUAGCUAUUAAAUGAUCGCUGGCUCAAGUUUAUGUUUUAUAGUCAAAUGGUUUUUCUGUAGAGUUAAGUAUAGUUUUGUGGUCUUUUCAAUAGUUUAAAGUCUAUUGCCUGCAGUAAAUUUAAAAUGCAUAAACGGGAGCUUCGCUUUUAGCUUUGACUAAAUAUAUAUAUUCGAAAUGUGGUGGUGGUGAAGAAAAACAAUAGAAAAGUGCUACUGGGGGUGGUAGAGGGCAAACAGUUGAAAAGUGGUGGUGGGAGAGGAAGACUGAGCAAAAAAAUCUUUUGGUGGUAGAAAGAGCCAGUUUGCCUUCAUCCUCCUUACCAUCUAUAAUUUUCGCGCCAAGAAUCAGUGAACCGGAACCAUGACUAUAAGCUGUCUACAAUGGACAAUGACAGCGGCGGGAAACUGAUCGUUCAUGGUUACUUUAUGGCUUAGUGAUUUUAAUUCACAAGCUUAUUCCUUCGACAACAUGAAUCAACCAAUGAAAAGUUUUCUUAGCUUCAAGUCGACCAAUCAAAAACCAAGACUGAGUCAAUGCGAAAAUUACCCGAAAAUCUUUCAAACCGGUUAAAGAGUAUACGAACAUGACAAACAGGUUCAAUCGGUCAAGGUUAGGUGAGGCUAUUGUUUCUAUUGUAUUUGAAAUAAAUCUCAUUUUACUCGUGAGGUAAAGACAAAAAGCUAUGACGUCAUCGACGUUAAGGUAUUCACCCCUCUAAUAAGGAUUCCUCCCUAAAAAGGUCAAUUCGGUCCUUAUUAUACUACUAAACCAGAAAAUAUCCCAUCUACAAGAAAAGAAUAUAACAAAUAAACUCGAAAAAGAGUUAAUAAAAGUAUGCAAAGACAAACGAAUGUUACCUAUCAGUGGUGAAAAUAAAAACUUUUUCAAAUGUGUAUUUUUGCUGUUAAUUUUGCCUUCUUUUAACCUUAGGUUCAUGUGCUCUUCGCCCAGGAAGUGCUGCUGGUGGAGGAGCCAUUGAAAUUGUAGCAGAUAAAGGAUGCAUAACCAUAAGUAUUAACCACUAGAAAAUUCUUUGUAAACUAUUUAAUAUGUAACUUGUUAACAACGUAGUACCCUAAAAUGCUAAAGUGUGCUCAGGAAAAAUAUAAGUCUGAUGACGACUGCUACAUGAGCAGAGAUAUUGUCCGGCUUCCCACAAUAACCAUCAUUGCGGAACAUCUUGUGGAGUGUAUUGUUUAUAACUCAUUUUCCUGAUUUCAAUGCAACACUGCAAAUUUUUCAAUCAGAAACUGUGUUUUAAUCGUCCUAUCAUCCUGUAUCUAUCUCAGGCUUAAAACUGUUCCUUGAAGAAGAUCCUUAAAUGACCCAAUUAACAGAAAUUCAAUUAGCCUGUUCACGCCACGCCUUCAGGAAAUAAAAUUAUUUCCUUUUAGUAUAUACUAAAACGGUGGAUAGUGUUUUUCACGUGCUCUGAUUGGCUACUCAAUCAAUGAAUACCGUGCAGCCGUGCACUACUCUCUGAUUCACCUCCAGUUCCUCCGAGCGAGCGACACCAAACUCGCGCAAGUUGCGGGUAAAAAUGCCUUCCCGGUUUGCUGCCGUAAAGAAACAAAGAAAUUUCACAACUAAUCAAGCACGCUGUUCCCGUAAAACACGAAGAAUUAAGGUGACGAAGUUCAAAGUGGAAGUUUUAACAGGUAAAACUUUGUCUUUUUGACUCGAAUUUAUCGAUAAAACCGAUGAAAAAGUUUUCUUGUUUACAAAUGCAAAUUAAGCUUAAGUCUUGCGUUACUUUAUUCAGUUGACUUGUUCAUAAACAAGAAUCGCCGAAAGGCGAUUUUUAACUGGGCUGCAAAGGGGCUAUUUUUUCUGAGGGGAGGGGGCGGCUAUACAUACUCAGGCUACCAUAAAACCUUGUCGGCAACCAUUGCAUGCAACAGAAUCUCAUGUGAGACUAAAACAUAAACUCAUUCAGAACAUUGUACCCUUUUGAAAGACUCUCGUAACCCCCAAAAAAGAGUACCAUUUUUAAGUGGGGGGUGUAUAAUAACUUUUAAAGUCCACCAUUAUGAAUAAAAAUAAACAAGUUAGCCACUAAUUCUAAACAGGAAACAAUUUGCAUUAUUUCCAUGCACCCCUCCCCCAAUCCCUCUGUGCCCCAAAAUAUAGCGUGACAGUAUAACGUGACUAAUUUGACGUAACCGGAAAUUCCAAAAAUUGCUGUCCUUCCACGAGAAUAAAAUGCGACAGACUGAGCUGAUUUACACUAGACAGAAAUAUUGUAUUGUAUGAAAACCAGAAGUAUACUAAAACAGACAGUUAACUACCCAUUGAUCCCGCCUGAUCCAGGGGCCUCACUGACUGCACGGAGACUUAACGGCGCUUUUCACAAACAUGCGAACUCUAAAGUUCAAAAGCCACCUUCACAAUCGUGUUUAUCGCUGCCGUCAAUCAUAAUUACGAUCACAAGCAACUAACCUUGAAACAGAGAAACACACAAAACGGAUCGAAAUCCACAAAUCACAAACCAUGACCUUUUGAACCCGUGAAGUAAAGUUUUGUUUCCUAAGAGGUCCGUUGAGAUGAUUGACAGCAGCGAAAAACGCAAUCGUCGGUUGGGUUCUGAACGUCAGGAUUCGCAUGUUUGUGAAAAGUGCGAUCCUAAUUUGCGGUCCACAGUCUACAUGAAAACGCACUAUUUUUUCCACAAGAUGAAAAAAUAUUCAGUUUUUAGAUUUUCCUCAUGGUAUUUUUCUUUAACUUAAAGGAAUAAAAUCCUUUGCAUUUUGUGACCUCAAAAAGUUUAAAGAUUUCUCGCUCGCAUGUUGCGUUCACCAGCACGCACUUCAAACAAUGUAAAUAGAUGAAACGAUCGAUAACAUAUUUUUUACCUGAUACCGAUGUGAGUUAAAAAUUCGCUCCAGUUCUGUUUGUCUCACCCAAGACUAACUUUUCUUCAUGGAAGAUAACUAUGCCGCUUUAUAACUCGUCCGAAGUUUUUGUGCCAGCUAAACAAUAUUGAAACACUAUUCACAGUGACUCCUUGGAUAUUAAAAAGACUGAACGUGACACACUAUUAUGCCUUUGUUUACUUCUGAUCACAUCUUCAAGCGAAGUCUCUCUUUUCAAGAGAUUCAUCUCAAUGCACAAUAAUUGACCCUCAUAUUAGUUAAAAUCCUAUGGUUCAUUUAUAUUAAUGCUGUUUUUGCCCCUCACAUUGACUGUGUUCGUUCGUAUUCAAAACACCUUUACGAAAAUAAAGGUCGUAUAAGUCAUGUGUGUUUAAUAUGUUUCGAGAUAAAUGGAUUAUACGCUUUUUUAAGUUUCCAUUUUGCGGUGACUUCAGUUUACAUCUCCAUAAAAUGGUGAAAGAAUUAUCAAGAAACAUUACGAGAGCUGAAAAUUUUUAAAGGCAUGUUUCUGAAACUCGCUAAUGCUGACAUCAAUAUAGCGUACUUGCUGAAUGGGCGAAAACACAGAAUUGUGAUCACAAGAUCUUGUACAAAUUUAAUGAAAACAAACAAAAGCAAACCCCCUGAAACCUCGACGUGGGCUACACUUGUAUGCUCUACUCAGUCACCAAACCUUGUCAGUAAUAGCUCCUAUUUUCCUCAAGCCGCUCUCUGUGAAGCUCCCGGAUGGGAUGUCCCGUGAAGCUUUAAACUUGUGUGCGAAAUUCUCAGAGUUCCUAUUUUUGUCCAUGUCUUCUUUAUCCUCAGUAUCCGAAAUUUAGACCCCCAAAGUGGCAUAUGUUGCACUAAAUAGAAGGAAAUAUUUAAAGGAUAAGCCAGUCUUCUAACAUGGCAAAGUUGUCACGUCCCUCGCUCAUGGACGUGCGUAGUGCCUUUCAUCGGCAACUGAGUUGUUCGCUUCACUGACUAUGACGGCUUACAAUCAAGUCUUCAGCCAUAGUGUCGUCAACUGGUGAAAUACUUUGCUCAUAAAUNUGCGAAAUUCUCAGAGUUCCUAUUUUUGUCCAUGUCUUCUUUAUCCUCAGUAUCCGAAAUUUAGACCCCCAAAGUGGCAUAUGUUGCACUAAAUAGAAGGAAAUAUUUAAAGGAUAAGCCAGUCUUCUAACAUGGCAAAGUUGUCACGUCCCUCGCUCAUGGACGUGCGUAGUGCCUUUCAUCGGCAACUGAGUUGUUCGCUUCACUGACUAUGACGGCUUACAAUCAAGUCUUCAGCCAUAGUGUCGUCAACUGGUGAAAUACUUUGCUCAUAAAUUGUGCUUCUUAAUUGCUCAUGUACUACAUCGAUCGAUAGUUCACAAAGCGGCCACGGCGUUCCAAACCUGACGCUCACAGUCAUCUUUUCAGUCUUUUAGUGUGAACCUACCGUGAACGGCGUGUCGGUUUGCAACGCGAGCAUUUCUCUGAGUUUCCCAGCGCCAACAUCAUCUAACUGACGUAAACUCGAACAAUAAAAAAAUUAUAGAGUGACUCUCAUGGUCGAAUCGCUUCGGAACAACGCAAAUAGCCUUCUUCAGGUUCGCAACGCCUUGUGGGUUUUUCAGGGGGAGCGCAGACAAGGUACAAAAAGUAUCCGUGCAAGGCUCCAUGCAAGAGAAACUCACAUGAAAGCAUUUGUGAGAACAUCGUUUCUCGGUACCAGACCCUCGUGUCUUCCCUCCCCCGGGAGACCACUUUUUGACACCGACGACCGAAAGCCCAUUUUAUGACUGGGCCGCACAGGCAGCCCAGUAAUAAGCUUAAAACUAAAUUUAAUAAUUUUUUUUUACAGAAUGAUUUUAAAUACCAAAAGAAUUCACAACUCCUUUUAAGGAAAUUUCCCCGCAAGAGUUAAACAAAUGCCUUCAAAAGUUUUAUUUGUCGGCAAGAAAAAGCGACGACCGCGGCCGUUCGGUCAUUGCGCGCCAAAAUUGUAAUCGUUGCAGGCAACAGUAAAGGAGUUAAAAAGCGUCAUUUUUGUGCUCAAUUAUCCCACUGCUUUAGUAUAUACUAAAACAAUUAUUCACCUCAGUGUCGGUGGCUAGUGGUGGUGGGUAUUUACCUCGCCGCUAAGGCGGCCUCGCUAAAUAUCCACUACUAGCCACCUCCACUUCGGUGAAUAAUUGUUAUUUAUCAUUUGUUUUAUUAUUUAUUGAUAAGGAAUACAUUUCUUCGAUGACACAUUUUAUUUCAAUACUUUUUAGAUGCAAUCAUCAGAGCUUCAGCUCAGAGUGAAACAGUCGAAUCAUGUUCUGGUGGAUCUGGUGGACUUAUUCGUCUUAACGCUUCUCAUGUAAUCCAUGAUUGUAAUGUGUAAUUUACGUUUACUCAUUAUUUUUCUGGCCUUUUUUACUUUUGACAGCAGGGUUCCUACAGGCAAAGUUUGACUCUCUAUCUACAACAGUCUACAAAAUUCGCAGUUAUUUUUUUUAAAUAGCAGCUAAGUUUGACUAGGUGUAAUUACGGGACUGUCUCUUUCGCAGUUACUGUAAACACUUUUGUAAGCCACAACCUCAACUUUUCAAUAGAGGAGCGGUUCUUCUCUGUAUUAAAAAGGAGUGCAUACGUCACGGAUGAUGAUUUUACACCAUAGGAGAAGUUCGACUAUGUAUAAAUGGCAAAGUCUCUUGUCUUCGCAAAGCUGUCUCACGUAAACAAACAAAAGAAGAUAAAAUCAAUAGGGAAGGCCUUUCUAUUACACGCGCAAACGAUCUCUUGAAUCCCCGCCACUUCUCUAAGCCUCGUCUUCCAUUUUCAGACGGAGUGAGGAUGUUCGGAGGCUGAAAUAUGAACAUUUUCAUACGAAUUGGCUCUGACAGGAAGGGUAGCGUUCGAGACGCGAACACAGACUGAUUUGCUUGCAUCUUUUUUUGAAAAUCAACAAAUAGAUACACCGAGCACUUAACAAAGCGAAGUUUCUAAGGUUGGUAAAGUCAUAAAACUGUAUUUGUAGCCACCAUGAUUUCGUAAGCUCCCCAUGCUACAUGAGGUUUAUUUUUCGAAUCCGCAAAACUAAUACUACUGAUUUUUAAUUUCAUCUUCACGAAUUUUGCCACCCCCUUUUUUGAAUAAAAAUGUCAUAGACGCUUUUUCCAGAUUCUAGUUUAAAAAAAAAAUGAUGGAGUCCCCCUUAUCAGAAAGUUCAAUCUUAUCUCAGUUAAUGGGCUAGGAAGUUAUUGUGUUCGAGGUACGAGAACGCAACCCCCUAAUUUGUGUUGGGUGCUCCAUAAUUCUUCACUGAUACAAAAGACGAAUUCAAUAAUUGUUUUGUUAUUCAUUCAAAAUAAUUCCUAGUUUAAAAACAACCUAGUCCCCAAGUCUUCUCGGUUAACGGUGCAUUAAUCUGCAAGAACGCUGCAUUUUUGACGUCAUUUCCUCGUUAAACAUAAAAUUCUUCCAAAUUUGGUUGUCAGUAACUGGUUAUGGUGAAUUAUGCGUGUGCUUUUAGCCAGUCAGAAUCGGGGAAAUAUUUUGAAUGAAUAGUAAGGGAGGUUUUUUUGAGAAUGCAUCUUCGUCGUCGUCGACAUAUAUUUGCCUCGCUUUGAGGCGCUUGCUUACGUUUUGCCUCACUUUGACGCGCUAACUCACUUGGUGAUUCGUGUGUCCUCGGCGUUCAUAUUUCAAACGUUUGCUGAGGUCUGCUAUUCUGUCUUCGUAAAAUGUUAUCUUUUAAAAGUCUGCUGAAUUUUCGUAAAGCGUACAAAUUUAAGUUCUACUAUCGAUCUGUGUUAAAUGAAUCUUCCAAAGCGUUCAUCUUUCAAAAGUGUGCUGAAAGUUUACACCCUGGGUAAAAUUUUACUUUGGAUAAAGCCUUCAUAUUUUUCUUUGGAAAAUGCGUGCUACUACUGGUGCAUGCAUCAAACCGGGUUGUUUAGCUCGGUAAAUUUACCGGCGAGUUGUGAAGCCCAGCGUCUGUUGUGCCACAAAGUAAAUCUACUUGUUGUGUAGCUAGGCGGCCGUAGUGCCACAGAGUAAAUCUACCGAGAUGUGUAGCUCGGCGGCACCAUUUCAUCAUGACGUGUGAUGUUUUCGGUACUGGACAAACGAACAUUUUAGCUAGGCAGGUACAGAAGUCGGGACCGCCAGUCCGGGUCGGAUCAACUCGGAUCGACUCAGAUCGAAUAAAAUAAUAAAAAUAAAAUAAAUUGGACUCGGAUCAACUCGGAUCAUAAAAAAGUCAACCCGGAUCAUAAAAAGAAAAAUAAAAUCAGUCGGCGUCACUUACCUUUCACCUGCCAUUUUGUUUUUUUCUUGGUUGCGUAAAUUAAUUUUAUUUUUAUUAAUUUUAAUGAUACACUAGUGAGCAGCACACAUACACUUCCAGUGAACAUUUUCAACUUGGAAGGAGGAGAAACCAUGCUCGCCCGGGACAAAGGAAAUUUUCAUGCCCCGGGCGAGAAUCGAACUGGCGACCCGGCUUCAUUUUGCCAACAAGUUGAUGAUUGGACGCUCUUAAAAAUAACUGAGAAAAUUAUCCAAAGAAAUGUUUUUUAACAAAAGAAAAAGAAACCCGGGUUAAGCGCUGAUCGGCCUUCGAACAACUGCGCCCAGUGGAACAUCUAUUGCGCCAUGCAGUAAAACAAAAAGUCAUUUUUAAACGCCCGAAGCACUCUGGCCAGUGUCUCCUCAAAUAACAAGCACUUGAGACGAACCAUAUGAUAUCACGCUGAUCACUAGCCUCACUGUAAUUUUCAGGGAGUUAUAAUAACUCCUCUAGUGGGGCUAAUUUAACUCCUUACAUUGGAGUUAUUUUUCGUGGAGUUUCUUUAACUCCAAAAAGGAGUUUAAAGAACUCUUUUUCAGGAGUAAAAGUGACCCCAGAUAUUGAGGAGUUAAAAUAACCCAAAAAAAGGAGUUAUCCUGUACCUAAAAUUUUUACUCCACUUUCAGAGUUAAAUUAACUCCAAAAAGAGUAAAAACAACCCAUGUAAGGAGUACAAAUAACCCCAUUUCGGAGUAAUUUUAACUCCAGACUGGCAGUAAAAAGAACUCUUUUUCAGGAGUAAAAAUGACCCCAAAUUCGGAGUUAAAUUAGGAGUUAAAAUAACCCCCAAAAAGGGGUUAUCCUGUACCUAAAAUUUUUACUCCAUUUUUGGAGUUAUAAUAACUCCCUAAAAAUUACGGUGCUUCAAAACCUUUUCAUUAUGAUACACAGUUAAAGUCGAGGGUUCGCUGUACGCAAGCCUUACGUUCAAAAUAUGCCAGAAUCAUAGUUAUCUGCCGCAAGAACCAUCCACCCUUUCCCCUCCACUGCUACCUGUACGCCUAGCAAACAUAUCGAACGCACUCUUCUAAGCUCCGAUUACUCCUUAUUGAUUUAGGUGUUACCUUACUCUACUCUUACGAAGGAGAACAAGUGUUAAAAUAGAUCUAUUUACAACUCAGAAAGGAAAUAAUUCAAACUUAGCCUUUAUGGCUAAAUUAUAAACAGUUAAAUUUGGAGGCAGUAUGUAAGAUCGUUCCCAGGGUAAGAAAAAGGUCAGAGAGUACGUCUGCGUUUUUUGGGAAAAUCGCCAAAUCCGGAUAUCUGGAUCCAAACAUGAAUGUUGCUUUUUUUAGAUAUGACAGGACACCAAGGGUCGAUCCAAAGUUUUGUUUUUUUAACUUUCUACUUGUCACCUGAUUUUACACUUAAACUGACCACGAUUUUCAUUGGUUUAUUUUCUUCAGGUUGAACUAAAGGAGCAAGGAAAACUUAUUGUUGAUGGAGGAAAUGGAAAAAGAGGAUCAGGGGCAGCUUUCCAUUUGGGUGGUGGAGCAGGUGGAAUCAUACAAAUAAUAUCAGCUGCUGGUCACCUGUCGCCUAAAGCUUUAUCUCUAAAACGAGGCACUUUAGUUGGGACGUGCACUCCAGAUACAGAACAUGGAUAUUAUUUUAUAGCAGGUAAUUUGCUAUUGCGUACUAUCCAGAAAUGCAUGCCGAACUAAAGGCGCAAGGAAAACUCAUUGUUGAUGGAGGAAAUGGAAAAUUACGAUCAGGGGCAGCUUCCAGUUUGGGUGGUGAAGCAACAUCACCUGCUGGUCGCUUGCCCCUUAAAACUUUAUCUCUGAGACGAGACACAAAAGUUGAGAUGUGCGCAGAGACCAACGAAAAUGCGUUAGAUAUUACUAUUUUGUAGGAGGUAAUUUCCUUUAGCGGAAUAUCCAGAAAUGUAUACUCCUGUUUGCCUUGUAAUUGGGCAAUACAUGUAGCCAAUUGACUCAACUCCAAAAUCGGGGGGAGGUGGGGGGGGGGGAGGGGGGGGGAGAGAAGGGAAAGGGACCUGCCCGUUAAAAGUUUCACCAAUCAAUGAAAAUCCAAAGUGAUCUCAGUUAAACAAAAAAUUUAAAAAAUAUGAAUUGUUAUUCCCAAGUUUAAAAUUCUUGCCCCCCAACCCUGAACAUAUAAGUUGUGUGUCGUUUCUUGGUUUGUUGAGGAGGUUUUUUGUAUUUGGAAAAUAAGACAGGUUUGAGCUGUCUGGUGUGGGGGUGGGUGGGUGAAGGGGGGGGGGGGGUGGGGGGGGGGGGGGGGGGGGGGGGGGGGGGGGGGGGGGGGGGGGGGAGAGAGAAGGGAAAGGGAUCUGCCCUGUAAUAGUUUCACCAAUCAAUGGAAAUCCAAAGUGAUCUCAGUGCAACCAAAUAUUUCACAAAUAUGACUUGUUAUUACCCAGAUUAAAAGUCCUGCCACCAAAACCCUCUGGCAAAGCAACAUCUUUUCUUGAUAAGAAGAUUUAUUGUCAUUGGACGGGUGCGAAAGAAGUUGUCGAAUAUGUCGGGUGUAUUUUCUAAAAGUAUACGCGGCUAUUUCCUGCCGAUAUUUGAUCAUUGCUAUUUUGUGUUUUACAAUUCUGGUCUGAAAAACCCUUUAAAUUACAUCCAUCCCGCUGCGGACUGGGUUGGGAUCCAUUUAUCUUUAAUAACCAAUGUAUAGAAUGUCUGACGGAGUAUAAAUAAUUAAAGAGACCUAACUGGUUUAUCUAUUUAAUGUCAGAUAUCUCCAGAGGGGACAAUGUAGAGAUAUAUCCUCCUACAAAUCCAUAUAAAUGGAGUUCAAGUUCGUCUUUAUCAAGUCCAUUACAAUGCUUCAGCGUCACACCCACACACCAAAGUAAGUAUCAUUCAGCCCAUCCCAUGUAAAUCCAAAUUUGUGGCAAUUUUAAUGUUAAGCAGUGAAAUAUUCUUCCUAUUUUCGUUUUCUCUGAUUUUGAUGUAGCAAGGAGUACAUGUACAUAAUUAUAAGACUUGUUUCAAAAGUAAAUGGUGCGAGUUAGAGACUUUGACUUAGACUCUUUAGGGCGUUACAAGUCUUGAAUAGCAGACUGGUUGAUAUGGUAAUAUGUUGUAUGUAUAUAGUCUAUCUUUGGAAGCAGUUUCUGUGCAGCGACUUUGGUGGAAGAUACGCUGCACUAGAAUAACAAAGUGAAAAAAACCACUGCAAAGUAGUAGCAAGAAAUCCGCUCCUUUAGGGUGUCGAAGUACACAAACGUAUCUGUACAGUUGAUUAUUAUUUGAAUAGGCUUAUUGUACGCGAAUUCGGCGGUAAAGACCUCUGUGACAACUGUAAGUACUAAAACCGAUAAGCAAAGCUCAUCACCGAGGUGCAUGUGAUACAUCUAGCUGAACAUCUAACCAGUCGAUAUCCUGAACUACUGCAAAAUGGUGGUUACGCGAUCAGAAAUAUUCGUCAACCCAAGGUAAACGCCUGCACUGAUGCAGGCUAACGAGCAGAAAAAAGGGCACGAAUUCAAGCACCCAGCAAAUCUUCAUGAAGAUUGUAAUUCAUCUGGAGGUUAACCUCAUGCAAUUCAUGUUACUAAUAUAAAUUAAGCCAAUUUUAAAGUGUAAAAAUUGUUUAAAGCACUCUAGACUUUUAAAGCUUCAGGUUAAAAAGGAAAUUUAGUACACUCUUUAAGUGUAAUCUUACUGAUUUGGUCGCACUGUUUCUGGCAUAAGAUGUAUUAAGCAUUAGUCAGUGAUAAGUGCAAUUGCUAGGGGCUGUAAUGUGAUCUAUUCAUUUUCUUAUAUUAACAAGGCAGAAAAUAAUUCCUUAAUCACUAUGACCAUCUCCUAUAAUAUUCUUAAUCAGGUUUUACAGGCACGACUUUCGUUGUGACCUCAUCCGGGUCAACGAGUCCACUUCAGUUUUCUUUAGUGGCGCGCUCAGCUAUAAUGGGUUUGUUUGUAAUGUUAUCUCACACUGACUCUAUUAUGACUAAAGGCUUACUAAAGGCUUAUGUCUCUUGUUUAAUCCAUUCUGGUUCAUUAAUGUCAACAGAGGUCAUUUAAUAAGCCCUCGAAACAUCGAUCACAUGUUGACUUCUUUUGUUAAAGAAAUUUCAACAAAUUAAAUUAAUUUUGGCCAUUUGCUGACAUUGUAGGCAAAUGCUUAAUGUAGAAUUUACAACGCGUAACCCUCUUUCAUGGUUAUUUAUAACGCAGCACCAAAGAAAGAAUAAUUCUGGAAAUCAUGCUUAAUUUUUACUAAUCUAACAUGCUAAUAACAUAAUUCCAUGACGCUUACAAUUUUUAUCAGGUAUCAGCACAGACAGUGUUUUGAGUCCUUCGGCGAGUCAAGUACAGUCAUCAACACCAUCUACAUCACAAGGUCCUUGGCAAAUACUAACUAUAUAUGCUUCAUAUUUCUUGAUUCACAUUCUACAGUCAUGUUGUCAUAUGGAACAUUUUGACAACCUUCUUUAAAGGAAAACAUCACCGGCUUACUGAGAACUAUAACUUACCUUGUGAAGAAAUAUAAAUUAUAAUUCCAUAGUACACUCAAUUUUCGUAUUCCUUUUUAUCAAUGUAACCUUCCAGCUAAUGUUCGAAAUAUCAUAUUUAUUGAUAUGCAAUAUCUACCACCAGUAACCCAACCGUGCAUCAUUGUUUGCUAUGAAUCAGUCCGUUUCUAAGUUGAUAAUUUUAUUGUUGGUUUAGAGCGUGCGCAAGAUACGAGCUCGUAAUGCAAGAAUAAUUCUGGAAAUCGUGCUUAAUUUUUACUAAUCUAACAUGCUAAUAACAUAAUUCCAUGAUGCUUACAUUUUUUUAUCAGGUACCAGCACAGACAGUGUUUUGAGUCCUUCGGCGAGUCAAGUACAGUCAUCAACACCAUCUACAUCACAAGGUCCUUGGCAAAUACUAACUAUCCUUCAUAUUUCUUGAUUCACAUUCUAUAGUCAUGUUGUCGUAUGGAACAUUUUGACAACCUUCUUUAGAGGAAAAACAUCACCGGCUUACUGAGAACUAUAACUUACCUUGUGAACAAAUCUACUUCUCUCGGCAUUAUAAACAUAUAGACCUUUUUCACGUGACGUCACGUCCACCAUGUUGUUGCCACAAAACAGUAAAACGGCGGCCAUGUUGCUGUCCCAAACCAAGUUCUGUGGCAGUUAAACUCUUUUUCUACGUAAAACCUUUCUUCAUUUUUCCCAAUAAAUUUGCAUAGCUCAUGGUCACGUGAGUGAAAACGCUCCAUAAUUGAUAUAUUAAAGUAACAUAAUUUAUUUCUUGUACGUCAACAUCACUCACUUUUUUAUCCUGAACUUCACUCCUUUCAGGUCCUGCAGUUAACGAGUUCAUGGAAAAAUGGGAAGCCAUAUAUGUAAGUCAGUAAAGGAAAUAAAACAUGCGUUUCGUCACUGAAAUGUUUUAUUCAGUUAUUGUUUUACAUACCAGAGCAACAGGACCCGGGAGGUAUUCGCUGUUGUAACAGACCCAGAAAUGUAAUUGGGGGAAUUAAAAACUAAGAUAAAGCUGGGAAAAAUUGAACAUCUGACUGAGAGCAUCAGUAUUUAAAAAGGGAAUACACUCAUGUCGACAACAGCCUGAACUGAAUUUAAUGAUACACCCCGUUGCUCCUCCCCUCGGCAACUAAUUGUUCUUCUUUUGCUUCUUUUUUCCACAAGGCCUCGCUAAUUCAAAGUGGCAAACUAAACGAAUCUGCUAUUCUGGAAAAUCUUGCAACUCACAAGCUACUGCUGUCAAAUAAUCGGUCACCUAAAGACUUGGAAGAUUUAUGUCUGAACAUUUUUGAAAACUAUACCGCUAUAGAACUUGAGAUUGCUAAGCGUGAUCCUGCCUUUGCAGUGGUAAGUAACGUGGGAUAUGCUCCAUUCCACAGCCAGUUAAUGUAUCUGCUACAACAAAGAGGCGUGAAUUUUUCAGUCAGUCCGGUAGAACACCGGUGGAGGCUGCCAGGAUAUAGCACCCCUAAUUUCUUGCAGUGCAGCACUGAAAAACGGCCAGUACUUUUCGGCCUACCACUCUCUGCCUUGGAGGUUUGAAAGAACAAUAAUAAAUAAAUAGAUUAGUUUAAAAUCUGCGUAAGGAUUUACCUAAUGAACAAUAUAACAUACAAGGCUGCUCUUUGUUGGUAAGCCAGCUGCGUAAAAUAACUGAGAGUUUUUCCUUAUCCUCAAGAUGGUCAAACGUCCGUCAAGAGGUACCCUUGAAAUGGGGCAUUAUUGUCUGGUACCGGAGUUAGAAAACGGGUUAUAUACUGUAGAGUAUAGAGUAGUUUCCGCAGACAAUAUUUCAAAUUGAUCGUAACGUUAUAUUUUAGGUAUCGCUGCAAGGCAUUUUGAACGCCGCUUCAGAAUGUAUUCUUGAGAAGAAUCAUAAUUUCUGGAAGCAAAAUCAACAGGUUCGUUACGUAUCUGAAUGUUCGAUAUAUGGUACAGUGAAGUGUAUCUCACCGGACUCCCGACUAGUAAUUGACCCCCCUAGAGGUUUGAAGAAAAAAAGCAAUCAACAACUCCUGUCGAGUUUAAUUUGAUCGGCUCCCAGUCUCCAAUGAUACCUCUUGCAUUUAAACAAAUGAAGAAAUAGGUGAAGACUCUCUAAUGGGUUAACGUCAUUAUUAUUAUUUCUGAUUUUUUAAUUAACCAAUAUUUAACGAUAACCCUGAAAAUGGAGAUUUCAAGCCAAGACAACUGUUUUUGAAACCACUUGUUUAUAAAGUGUUAUGCAGUGUUACACAGUUUGUGUAUAUUCUAAUUUAGCCGAAAAGAACAUUGUGUUUUUUUCAUAUAGAGGAGUUCGCCAAGCGGGCUGUUUGGAAGGCAGAGUUAGUAUUGUAUUCUAAUUAAAAAUAUCUAAGUAUGGUUCGAGUCUAAAACUGUUUUUAUAGUUACAGUUGAAGUUAACGUAAUUCAGUUCUUGCCUAGGCCAUAUUUUUCCGCCCGGCCGAUGCUUUUCGGGUCACGUGGUCGAAUACGUCACCGAAAUGUAUUGACCGAGAAGGCCUGGUAAGUCACCGUACAGGAACAAGGCAAAUUUAGUUCUAUUCCGGUUUCUAUUAUUCGCUCUCUUAGAUGCCUAACCUGAUGGAGACUCUGGAAGAUGUGUUAAUAGCCACAGUUAAUGGAAACUCUUCCUUGGAAAUCAAUUACACUGUGACAUUUUCAAACAUUGGUAAGUGAUUCGCACGCAAUACCCGCGCGGGGAGUUUAAUUAAAUGAUAUUUAUCAUAACUGGGCUUUUUCGUAGUAUUUUCAUAGUAUUCAGGUUAAGCACGCAAGCUACACUUGUACAAUUUGCCUUGUACGCAAAUUGCAGACGAUUGCAAAAAUGAGUGAGUUGGGUUAGACGUGUUUUAGUUUCCCAAGGUUUAUGAAAACUAAAUACAUUUCUUUGAGAUCAAAAUUAAGCUUUAAGGUUACCAUAAUUACCAAACAAGCUGUAACUCAGUCAAACCAGUUACUGAUUACACAAACUGCGAAUUCUAUUUUAAACAAAGAACACGGGUAUUAUUGCACCCAGUGAAAGGUGGGAUGAAGUAGAUCUGUUUUGAGGUACCAAACUUGUAGACUUUUAUGGUGUUUAUAUCUGCUUAGAUAAGGUAGGUAAGAGUCAAAAUACACAAUUGUAUUUACUACAUCAAUACUCACUGAUAUCGUCUAUUGGAUUUGCAGUGGCGCAAGUGGAAAGGAACUUUGUGGAAGCCGUUGUAGAAGACAUCAAGAUUCCCCAUCACCCAAACGUUCCAGAAGACUCGUGGAAUAAAGAGUCGGAUUAUGCAUUAAUUCCUAAAGAGACGUUUGAAGACGGCAAAGGUGUCUGACUGUUUUCCUGUUGUAAAGAAUUGGCUAUAAUUAUUAUAACCUGUGUUUAACAUAUUAAUGUAUGCAUACAUCAUCACACAUACAUCACUUCACUUAUUCAAUAAUCUCAUUUAUUUAUACACUCCUUUAUCGCAGAGAAGGAUUAAGCAAUUAAUUCAUUCAGGCAUGUAUCUAUUUACGUUAUUCGGUUUAUAUGUAAAGUCUUAUAUCGUUCCCUAUAUUAAUAUCAAAUCUCGUUGUCAUUAUUUACCUAAGGUCAAAUUCCAACGGUAAAACAAAUGUUUACGAUCAAUUGUUUCUAACACUAUAAUUUAACUCAAGGACUAAUGGUAAUUUACUGCUGCGUGGUCUUUAUUCUUGUAGAAAACUACACGUAUGUUUUUGUGCUGUACAAAGACGUGAAAAAUUCGCUUCCUAACUCAAGAAGGUAGUGAAAUCAUUCUUAUUAUUUCACUUAUGGAUACUUUAGAAGUACUUUUUUGCUGAAAAAUAAACGUUGUUAUCAUUUUUUUAAAGUGGGAUUGGAGAAGACCUGGAAGUUUCCUCUUUUGUGAUGUCCUGUUUUUUGAUGCUUGAUGGCAAGCCUGUUACAAAACUUUCACGUCCUGCAUUAUUAAACUUUACAACGUCAACUUACAACGUUAACUUUACAACGUCGGUAGGUAACUUAGCUGACAAAUAUUUAAUCUAAGAAGAAGAAAACUUUAUAGUGUUUGAUCAUUAUUAAAUAGCCUCCAUAGGGAAAGUGGCAAGUAUGGGCACAGAAUGGUAAAUACAAGGCUUAAAAAUACUGCCAGAUUUUAAAAAGAAUUUAAGAUUGGGGUUAAAAUUCCUGUAACAUUCCAGACUGGGAAGCUGUUGAUAAAAUCGAUCCGUGAAGUACCAUGUUUUUGCUGGUAUAACUAAUUAAAACAAGGCUCAUCUUUGUUUCUUUUGCAAUGUUUGUGUUCUCAGCUGUAUUGUAUAAACGCACUAUGAACACCGUCCAUCACAUAUAUAUAAAUACUGUCCACCAGCAAAACAACCACCCGGGUUAAACAUAGGCACGUUAAACGUGCAUGAGCUAUUUUGAAUGCUUCAGUGUAACUUUACUGCUUCAGUGUAACCUUACCAAGAGUGAUGAAUCUACCUUUUUCGUCCUCAAUGUAGACUGGGUUUUUGUGCGAAAUUGAGUAUUGCCGUACAUAAACGAAAACGCGAAACGCUCAGCUGCGUCGAUCCUCAUGCUAUAUAUUCACUUUCCUCUGUCUUUCCCUGUUACAUUUGGUGCAAGUUAAACAAAUUGCUUAAGUAAAAUAUAUGUCUACUCCCCAAACGUUGAUUAGAAGGACAACUCUAAGGUUUCCUCGGAGUUUCUUAAGCCAAAAUGUGGCUCAUUGAAUUUGAGUAGUUAUGAAAUACCGGGAUUUUUAUCAUUGUGGUAUAUGGUUGCAUCAUCACAAUUCACGAGGUUUUCACGUGCGAUUCUACCCAGUGAAACAGUGUUUAACUCCGACAACUUAUUUCUUCACGUUUUAAAAGCUAUUGCUUCUUAAAAGACAAGAGCCUUUUUCAAGGCAUUGGUUACAAAACGAAACAGGUCUUCAUACGUACGUUCAAGUUACUAUUAUUAUUGUGAAAAGCCAAUCUGCAUGAGAUGUACAGUCACACAACUGGCACGUGAAAGUGUUGGACUUUGCCCCUUUCGUGGUUCGUACGUGAGGCAAUUCGAGUUAUCAUACAGUAAUCGAGUAAACAGAAUUAUAAAAAUAACUCAUGCACACAAUUUGCACGUAAAGAUGUUGGUCUUUGGCCCUUUUACAAUUCGUACUUUAAAAAAACGCAAAUUGUUUACUACAAAAUUUUCUCAAACGAUUUUAAGAAAUCACCUCGGCUUUACAACAUCUGCAAUUAAAUUAUGCUUCAUGUAACGUCAAGAUUGAUAGCCUAACAUUUAUUAACUUCCAAGAAAAUUAUCAAACUGCCGAAAUAUAUUUCUGCUCAUAUCAUGUUACUCCACUCAUGAAAGCAGUAUCUAAUUAUUGUGUCAACUAGCUUCUUCCAAUUUUAUUCCCUAACGCUACUGUUUCUACUUAAGUUACGCAUCUUUACGAAAUAAAAUAAGUUUCAAUACUUAUAAUGCUUAGUAUGCAGGAAGGAUGUAUCAUGUUGUUCACUUAUUAUUCUUUUUUUGUUUGUUUUUUUUGCCGGAACGAAAAAGGUCUGUUGAACUUUGUAAGCGAGAGAAUAAUAUUUCUACAGCUUGUUUACAGGAUUAACAAUACUCGGUACAGCUUUAAAAAAAUAAGCUGCCUUUCAAACUUCUCAAACCACAUUUUAUAGGCCGCAUACUUUCGAGUUAAAGUCCAUAUCUAGAUAUCAAUUAUUGCUUCACUGGAAGAGCUUUGAAAAUAUAUGAUCUUUUAUACUCUACUUUGAAGCAGGUGAAGCACAACUCAUAAAUACGUGCGUGGUACCGUUCGCGAUAGCCGAAUUCGGUCAGAAAUGUCUUAAAGUAGCAUCCACACUAAAAUAUGAACCCUUAAACAGCUGCAUUACUGUACACAGCGUUUGAAUCAUGAAGAUAUUUAAUAUAAUGUUUCCAAACACCUGUAGCCGUAAUAAAAGACGAAAAAAUUGUGAAGAAUCAAGAUGGCGGUCUUAAAGUGCCCUUGUUCGACCUUUGGCAAUAUCAUUUUUAAGUAGAUGCCAAGAUCUCAUUGGUUCCUAAGCAUCAACUCAUAGUACCUUCAACCUUAUUGGCGCUUGCAACAAACAUCCGAACAUACAAAGUUACAAAGAUACAAAGCCACAAAGAUACACACGCUCACACCACUGACAUAUGAGCUAUUUUUUUCAAAAUAGCUCAAAAACGUAACAGCAGUCUCUACAGAGGCAGACGCUGCGACAAAAGACACUGUACAGGGGAUAAAAACGUUCACUUACACGAGCAAUUUCCACCAAAAAAACCACUCUCUACAUCAUAAAACACUCUACGUGCCAUAAAGCACUAUUUACCGGGUGAAAAACUGUCAUCGACAUAAACUUGGCCCUCUAGGUAAGUCACCACCCUGUGGAUAAAAUACCGUCGGCCACAUAAACACUGUCACUGGAUAAAAUAUCAUCGUCCACAGGAUGAGCUAAUUCAACCAUCAGCUGGCUAAAGAUUUAUCCACUGGAUGGCACCAACAGAUGAUCAAAACACUCACAUUCAGAAGUUAUAGCUAUCUCACUUUCUACAUUACAAUAACGCAUGCCUCCCCACCCCCCCCCCCAACAAAACCUUCCACGUGCACAAUUUUUAAAGGGCAUUGUGAUGCUCAUGUUUGCAGGAAGUGGAGAACUCCAAAAAACAGUGCUCCUACUGGAAUGUCCACAAGAGGUGAAAUUGCUUUUCUUCUUUCAUUCCACGUAAUCGUUUGUCUCGUUCUUUUUUCUGAACUUUGUUAAAUCGAACGAACAGCUGAAGUGAUCAGAUUUACAAGUAAAUACAUAACUCAGUAUAUACAGGCUUGUUAUCUGGAACUGUGGACAGGAACCAUUUCACUGGGCUGUUUUGUUAGUUUUGAAGUUUGUACAAUUGUCUGACUGUAGAAUUCUAUAACGUACAAUUUUUUCUUUUGAGUAUACCAUAGUUUGUGGGCAAAUGACGGCGUUAAAGAGGAAAAAAAUGAACCAAGCUCCACACGAACAGUUUGUCAAACAAACCAUUUCACAAGUUUUGCGGUGCUCAUAAAACACCAAAAUACACAGGUAUGAUACCAGUCUAUUAUGUUAUUCUAUUUUUAAUUUUUUUGCCUUGCAAACUACUUAAAUUUUCUUUAAUGUUUAUAUUUCUGCGUAGGAUACCUCAUUUUGUUGAUGAAACCUUCUUAUAAGAAAACUUCAAGGGGUGAUAAGUAACCUUUUAUAAACUUUUUUUGGUAAGAAGCUGAUGAAAUCAUUUGGUCAGAAUAAGAGCGAGCUGCUACUGCUGCGGCCGCAUAACCUCAAGCAGCCGUGGCUUAGGCACCUAUGACAGCCUCAUCCGUAUCUCUGUCGUUUCCUAUUUUCCUCUGCUGUCACUGAACGAGCCAAAUACGAGCACAAAGUUUUGGUUAAUACUUUGUAUGAUCGACUCGGUGAUUAUUUCUAUGACAUUGUUACGUGACUAGUGUGACUUUCUAGAAGCUUCGCGAGAGUUCAUAGUUUGUUUAUUUUAGGAUCUUGUGUAAGCGUUUCUAAAGCGGUAUAUUUUGUAAUCUUUCUAUAAUUAGACUAUUUGGAAAGUUCUAGGUUGUUAUAUUGUGAAAGUAUAAAGUAAGUAGGCGAGUCCGAGUUAAGUUUUAACUAGUUUUCACAAGCCAAGACAGUUUGACGUUAGUCGUGUUUAGUCAAGUGUGACGAAAGCAGUGUUGGCGGAGGCCGUGUAAGUGCAUCAAGUUAACUGAAGUUGGCGGAGGCCGUGUAAGUUGAGCGAGUUACGUGCUGUUGUGGACUUUUACUUCGUGGAAACUACGUUCGUUGUUGGAAUAAAUCUUCUUGUUGCUGUUCCGACAACCCUGCGUUCAGUUUGGUUUGCAAGCUACCCGUCCUCUAAAAGAUUACCCGCGUAACAGACAUAUUUCAUUUACUUUUGUUUUAAAAAAGUUUGAUGUCUAAUAGCUGAUCGUUCUUAUGUUUGUUUUGGUAUUCUAAGGGCUGUUCUAGCAGUGUCGAGAUUUCAACUUAAAGCUUUCUUUUUCUCACAGAACUCAAAGAAAGACAAGUUAGCUCUUUCCAUCAUUACUUACAUCGGCUGCGGAGUAUCAACAGCUGCUCUUGCUAUUACUCUUAUUGUAUUGCUGAGUAUUGAGUAAGUGAAAUUAAAAAGGAAAUCUUCAAGCAAGCCAGUUUUGUCAGUAGGUGUUCUAUUGUGUUAGACAUAUAAUCGUUACCUUUUUCAGCAAUAAUUGAAUGAAAAAAAUUUUUGUUUUAGGUCUCUGUCGUCGGAGCGUCAUAAGAUACACAUGAAUCUUGCUUUGUCAUUACUACUUGCCCAAGCUCUUUUCCUGGCUGGCAUAAGGAAAACGUCAGACAAGGUAGGCCAAUGAUUAUUGCUUACCUUCUUGACAGUUCAUACAAUUAAGUGUACAAUCGACUGUGUAGCUAGAAACGUUAUACCGUAAAGCUAAGGAGGUAUUUACGUGUUUUUCCCUAGUAGUAAUGGGGUAUGUGAGGACUAACGAGACCUAAAUAUCGUUAGCCGCAAGGAUGCAUAUGCCUUACUUUGCAAUGAAGAUCGACUCUUUGAGUCAAACGGCUUCGACGCCUAAUAUCGAAACCGGGAUUUUACAGUUUGGAGUCGGAUAAAAGUAUGGAGAGAAAACAGCAUUUAUUGCUUUUAAUUGGUUGUGUCAGUGCGUAAACAUGCCAUUUGGUUUGUGUAAUGCACUCCACCUUUGAACGAUUGAUUAGCAGUUUAGUAAGAAACAUGCCUUUGUCAAGUUAUCUAGGGAACGCCAUUACACAGGCUUUAAAAACCGAUGCUGGUAUUGAAAAUCUCACGCUAAAUCUCAAGUUCAGUCCCCUCAAGUGCUUAUUGAUCCAAUUCCGCGUCGUAACAGGUCUAGUCAGAUUAAAUGUGCGUAUACGUAACUGACACUCAGGAAAGCCAAAGGGGUGCUCAGCUGCCUCGAGGUACCUGCGAUAUUUUGCUCACAGGAAAUCGAGAGUAUGCUAACCUGUAACAGUGUUAAAGAAUCCUCAAGUGAAGCAAAGGUUGCUAAAAUGCGAGACAGCUUAAUUAACUGACCUUUCCAAAACAGGCAAUGCCAAAAUGACGAGACCCAAAAGAACAAAGGAAACGAGUCAUUACCACAGUUCCUGAAGGCAUUCCACAAGGGCCUUCAUGAACUUCGUCACAUGCUCGACAGCUAUGCAGCUAAAAACGAUGAUGCUCCAGCACUGAGACCACUCCCCAGAUAAUCCUCAGCAAACAGAGGAAACGCCCUAGAAGCCAUCCUGAACAUGUAUUGAAAAAGGAUAAUUUAGCCCUUUGAAAGUCGAUAAGCCCUCGUAUUGUCCUCGUAAGAAUUACUCAAAUGAUUGCAUGUCCCUUACCUUGCACUGAUGAUAUAUUAGAUUAUUUUUCCAGCACGCAGUUUUGCUUUUUUGGAUUGUACAAUGCACCAGUAACUUUUGAGCGAGCGAAGCACAGAGAUGCCAGUUUCCCUUGUUACCAUACCGUUUACAGCGUAUAUUUAUCCUUUCAAAAGAGUAAAUCCUGUGCAGAAUGAGACAUAAUGUUGCCUUAAGUAAUACUGUCCAAGUUAGCGAAGUUGAUGUAAAGUAUUCCUAUGACUGAAAGGGAGAAUUUUAAAUAUUUCUAGGUGCUUUGCAAAACUAUUGCCGUGUUUCUUCACUACUUUUUUAUGACUGCAUUCACUUGGAUGUUAGUUGAAGGAGUGCAUUUGUACUUAAAAGUGGUCCAAGUAUACAAGUCUGAGAAUCUCAAAAUGUUUUAUUACUAUGCUUCAGGAUGGGGUAAGUAAAUAUAAUUUCGAUCUUGAUUUAUAAGGUAAAUCAUUAUCGGAAGUAUGUUAAAGCCCAGCUGUCUCUGCUCAAACUUUUCGUCGAACCUUUUUCAGCCUGUCAAUUGCCGUUCAUUACCCAAAGGUGUUCAGCUCCAUGUUGCACAGUAAAAAAAUAAGUUAUUGGCAGCUGCUUAUUUCGCUCAUUGUCAGACAUGACCAUAGAUUUAUAGUUAUGACAGUUCACCUGUAAAUUAUGGGUUGGUUAGUAAGAGUUAAAUAAAAGAAAGAAUCUGAAUUCUUUUCUUUCUCUUCAUUUAAAGGUUUUCCUCUCAUCCCCGUCAUCAUUGCAGUAGCUUUGAGACCAGACAGCUAUGGUUCAAGAGAGAUGUAAGAUACACGUUUAGAAUAUUAAUCUAUUCUUGACAGUCUUUAAAACCAAUGUGUCAUUGUUUAUUGAUUGCAGCUGCUGGCUCUCAAUGGAAGAUGGAACAGUGUGGGCGUUCAUAGGACCGGUUAUUGCAGUCAUAACUGUAUGUGCAAAUGCCUAAAUUGUUCAUGUAUUUAUGUAAGGAUAGAAAAUGGGAAUCUUUUCGCUGUCAGCAGGAAAUAACUGCAAUCUAUUAUGAAAUCUAAUAAAACACAAAAAAUCUUUGUCAUCUCUAUUAUAGAUAAAUAGCUUCAUCUUGUUCAAGGUGGUACACACGGUUGUGACUUCCGCCAAGGCUGUAAAAAACUCUGAGCACAUGCAUGUCAAGUAAGUGUUUGAAAGCCGAAGGAAACAUUUUCAGUUUUUUUGUUGAAAUCGAGGCAAACGAAAGUGAAAUUACCGCACAAUUAAAGCAAAGAAAAAUAACUCUCUAACUAAAAAACACCGACUUAUUUCUGGAAUGUUACUUUUUGGGUAAUUCAUACUCUGGAUAAAAUCCAGGUAAAGUAUAAUUGUAUUUUUAAAAUAUUGAUUUUCUCAAACGAUUUGCAUGGACCAGUGGUAACAUGAUGCAACGUUUCUAAUAUAUUAGCCCUUUAGAGACAAAGUAAUUGAGGAUUUUUUUCCCUUGGUUUUAAGAGGCACACAAGGCGUAAAACGCGGGAGCUGUUAACCUGUUAAUAGCUGGCAUCGUUUAGCAAAAAAUAGUCUUUGGUUUUUACGCAUUUGCUAUUUUAACAUCAACAUCCCAUUAUAUUUUUCUAGAGCUGGGAUUAAGGGAUUGUUUGUUCUCAUGCCUAUUCUCGGAGUUGGCUGGAUUCUUGGUCUUUUUGCCGUAAACAAGAACACCAUUGUGUUCGAGUAUGCUUUCGCCAUCAUCAAUGGACUUCAGGUAGACCUAAAAACCAUAGUUUACUUGUUUCAUUUUUAUUUUUGUUGAACUAAUUCCCUGACACUUACUUGCAAAGCCAAGCUACCUUGCAAAAAAUUUGUUUAAUUUCAUUUUCUUCACACAGUCUUCACCGUUUUUAAACCUGGACUGAUUUUGUCUUUAAUUUCCUAGGGCUUGCUGAUAUUUCUGCUGCAUUGUGCAUUUAACAGUGAGGUGUGUAAGAAAGAAUUGAUGCAGAUCUGAUAAACCGUUCAAUUUAAAGUGACAAUUUAAACUAACAGCAAGAGAAUAAGGUGGUCCAAAUUAAUCGAAGCUGAAAACACCAGCCUUGAACUUGCCAUUACUGCAAUAAUGAAUCUCCUUAGCUUUCCUUGCCUUUCAGGUUUCCAUAAGUUACAAGUAAUUUAGAAAGCUCUCGAGCAAUAACUAGGGAUAACUAACUUACCAGGAUAUUUAUUAGGGAGUUCAAGCAGCAACGUUUUUGAGCGAUGCACGUCAACCGGAAGUGAGCUUUUUUCCCUUUUAAUAUGCGUUGUCGCUACCAAAUUUGUAUGGCUAAGUGUCUUUACUCUAAAAGAGCCGAUUUGCCCGAAUGUUUGUUCAAAAUAUCACGGCUCAAGUGUGCAAAAAGUUCACUUCUGGUUGACGUGCGCUGCUUAAAACGUCGCUGCUUAAACUCCCUAUAUUUGAGAGUCCUCUUGGUCCUCUCAGAGUUCUCUUGGUCCUCUCAGAGUUCUCUGAAACUAACUUUCUUUGUAAACUGCGCAAAGGUUUCUUAGAUCUCCCUAUCUUUUAGGUUCGUCAAGCAUUUCGCCGAAUAAGAGAAAAGUCCGCUCUCUCUAAAGAAUACGAUUCUAACUACCAGGCUUCAUUCUCAUUGUCGGUAAGAAUUAAAAAUAAAAUAUAAUAAAAUAAAAUAAAAUAAAUAUAAUAAUUUCAAAAAAAAGCACUUUAUUUGAGUGUCAAUGUAUUUAGCACGAAAGUGCUAAUUGGGAACACUAUUUUUACGUCUUCUAAUGGGAGACGGGACCGCCAUUUUACGUGGUCAUCCGAGCCACGCGAAGGUCCAGCCGCCUGCAGUGCAAAGGGAGUACCUUCAUUUUUCAGUUAUUUUAAGACCCUGAGUAUUGGUCCGGCCCCGGGAAUCGAACCCGCGACCUCCCGCUCUGCAGUCAAGCGCUCUACCGACUGAGCUAAUCCUGCCGCGGUUAACAUCGAAUUAGAUAUUAAUUCAAUAUUUAUUAUAUCGAAUUAGAUAUUAGAUACUCGGUUUAUCGAAUUAGAAUUUGAUAUACAGUAUAGGGCAGCUUUUUUUGUAAAAUGGUUAUCAUUUAUGUGAAGGCCGCGUUUCGAGCGGCAAGCCUUCCCCACUAUUUCCCAUUUGCACUGAAUACAUUGGAUUCGCUCUGGCCUGACCAGAGCGGGGAGGGGGAGAACUCGAAUGUCAACUUGUGAGACGUUUUUUGGGUGGUAAAUUGACUUUUAUUAACUCAGUUUUACUCAGCACCGAUGCCGCACCACAGGCUCUUUACAAAAUAACUCCUGUAUUGUCAACUACUUGAAACCUGUAUGGCUCAGUAGCACAACAAAAUAGAAGCUCCGCAAAAAAGAAUUCAUUAUACAAAAUGUAACACCCCUUCUGGUUAAUAUAAGACCGACAAGUCUUUUCAGAGCUCGUGCUGUUUUUUUUUUUUUUCCAGAAGAUAAAAGUUAUCUUCUAAAACAUGAAUGCGAAAAAAAGGAAAUGCAAGUGUCAAAUAUUUAAGAACUGGAAACACGGCAUCGACAGCUCUCCCCAUAUAUAAGGGCUCAUGGAUUCAGUCACUUUACAAUUACAAUGAUUUGAAAACUGACCGAAUGACUUAAUAAGGGUUGGCUAAGAUAGUGAGUUACAAAGUGCCUUGUUAUACUUGUGACAAAUACAGGAUGACGUUUUCUUUGUUUGAAUACGAGCCUAUUCCAUUUUAAGCAAACCGGAAGUUCUUCAAGCAAGAAAAGUCUGCAUUCCAACAGUUUUGAUAAACUCAAAGGUAACCGAUAACAGAUAUGUCACAGUCGUACUUUAACUAACUGCCUAAAAUACAGUCUUUUUCUGCGAGGUAGGUACCCUAUAAACGAAAGUGCUAUUACCUCAGAUGCUGGGGUUAAACGGGGACGUCAAUACUUUUAGGUGGGGAACCCAGGACUACUUAAAAGAUUUAAGGGUGGGAUGUGCCGCUGGCACCCCGGAACCCUUAGCUUCUACAGAUUUAGUUCAUCUGAAUGUGCUUUCCUAUACUAGACUAAACUCUCCAGAUCCAUACCUAUCCUCAAGUCUCUAUUUUCCAGAAAUUACUAAGGUCGGUGUUAUCUUUGAGUUGCGGAUCAAUCUCAUUUUGCAGUAUUUCAUUGUUUAGCGUCAUUGCCUGUUUUCUUAGGUUAGACUAAAAGUCCAUUAGUUUCCAGGAAAAUGAUACUCCAUUCUAGAACCAAACUUUCUGAGUUCUAUACCUUAGCCAAGACUUAACUGCUUCAGUUUGUACCAAACAAUGGUACCUAUUUUUCUUUUCUUUUGUAAUUUUUACUCACAGCAAAGAUGUCUUUCAGUCAAAAGAAAACAACGAAAUUGGUUCAAGUGCAGGUAGUUACUUGAAAUACAUCAGUCAUAAUUUCUGGCACGUUUAGUUAACUUUUCGUAGCUGUUGCCAUCACGUAAUAAAGAAAUUGUGAACUGUAACUGGUGCCAUUUUUAUCCUGAUGAUGACAAGGAGAACCAUCAUAGAGAACUUGAGGAAAGGCAUUUUUGAACAAAACACUUCAUCCGGAAGUGAAGCCUUUUCCCGUUCAACAUGCCUUGACGCUACUAAAGUGAUUUGUUCUGCUAGCGUCCUUACUCUUAUAAACUGAGACAAUUUGCCCAAGAAUGCAAAAGGUGUACUUCCGGUUUACGUACGUCGCUUAAAAAUGUCUUUGCCUAAAAGGGUUGAGCUUCUAUGGUGUUACCCCUUGUCCCAUUACCAUGAAUUCGUAAAAUAUCACUUUUUGUGAGUCCGUUGUUGAACAUCAAGAGUGUAACUAGCGCUCUUGAGAUUGACUCUUAUACUUUGCAUACAAGAACACGCGGUUUGACGGUGAUAACGAGAUCGACUGUAAUUUUGCAGCCGUUCUAGGGUAGAUUUUUUUCUCUGAUCGAAUUCCAAGUUAAUUCUAAAGCUAUCAAAACAUUUUCUGUUAGUAGUGUUCAACUUAUCGAUUUCAUAAUUUCCUCGUUUCCUUGUAGCCUCUGGAUGAAAGUCAAGAUGUCGCUGAAAACUCCCUACAAAUUAAGCGCACUUUUCAGGGGAACAAUCUUAACAAGCUGGGUGUAACAAAUAUCGCGACAGAGAUGUCUUCACUGAACUCUCUUACUGUGGUGUGUAAAAGUAAAAAGAACUGUUUAUUAGGCGAUUAAGAUUCAGUGCACAAGGUGUUGUGAAAUUACUUCAGGCGAGCUACUACAAAAGCUCCACAAGUGAAUUUAUUUCUUACACUUUUCGUUAUCCUGUGUGUUGGUUUAGCCAAAAAAAUAAAUAGAGGUCAUCAGUGUUUUAGUCAACCUAAGGGAGGUUAAGGUUAACGUUUAGUAAGAUAAAAAGACUAAAACCUGCACCCAUCACUCUCCCCAAAAAUAACGGAAACACCGGGUCUAUGAUCACUUUGUCCCCUUCGGAACUUCGCUAGGUGUAUGAAAAAUACUGCAGCGAUCAGUUUUUCAGGAGGUUUUGUCUACAUCUCUUCUCCACUGGUUUAUAGCUGGUCUCACUUAUGCAACUUUCAUUUCUAUCCCUUGGAGAACAAUACCAUCACCUCAUUAAGAGUGACGCUAUAGUAGCGGACGUGAAAGGCUCGUGAAGAUGAUAAAGAAUAAAAUUUGGUGGUGUGGUGAUGGGAAACAAAUGAAAAUGUGGAGUACGGGAGAAAAGAGGGGGAGGAAGUAAAAAAAAUUGAAUUAUAGAGGGAGGAAAGAAAAGACAGUUAACUUGCAGCGGAAAAGAAUCAAACUUGCGAUAAAUGUGCAUAUAUCACCAAAUUACUCCUUUUUUUUAUUCUUCAUUUAAGACAACUUAUUUUUGGCAUUUCUAGGAUGACGAAGAAAGAAGCUCAUUGAAGUAA